AUGUUUUUGAUUACAAGCCGUACAGCUGUGGUUCCGAUGAGUGGAUGUGUUGAACAUGUUAAACUAGAAAAUCGCUUAUUGGAUUUGAGCAAGUCGAAAACCGCGAAAGGAGUGCAGCCAGGCUGUAGCACUAGAACCGUACGUAUUGUAUCCAUGGUAUCUGAGCGUUCUACUGCUGCUUUCACUGGUUUUGAUUCGAAAAAGAAUGACAUAGAGCUAACACUGCGUUUUAAAACUAAACGACCUUCUGGUAUUCUAGCAUCAGUCAUUUCUGAUGAACAGGAGACUUUACUACAACUACGUUACCAAGAUGGAUUUCUUUUGGCUGAAUAUGGGUCAGACAAUAAAGAUCUUGCAAGGAUUGAAUUCAGAUCAGUUGCAGAUGGUCAGUGGCAUUACUUUGCAGUUAUCGUGAAACCGAAAACCAUUCGAUUGGAUGUAGAUGAUCUGUACUCGAAUGAAGUGCAUAGAACUGUUGAUGAUAACGAGGUUAUCGGUAUACCAACCAUUAUUCACUUUGGUCGAUCAACUGAUUCCAAUAUGCAUUUUGAAGGUUGUAUUGGGGAUGCAACAUACAAUGGUCAACUACUUGAUUUUGCUCUUGGAUCAACGCAGGAAGUGAGUCUAACUGGUUGUUCACUUCCCGAAGAUAUUUUUGCUACAUACAUGUCUCCUGCAGAAUUACCGACGGGUGAACCUCUGAAUUUUGCUAAACCUGCAUCAAGCAACGUGCAGCUGGAAACAGAUGCAUUAGAUGAAUUUACUGCAGAAAAUAAAAUCUCUGUAGAGAUGUCGUCUGCUUCGCAUCCAAAAGCAGUUGUUCGUAAACCAGAUGAAUGUGCACUUUUGAGAAAAUCGUAUGGAGAACGUCCAGAUUCUGGCGGUACUCGAUUUGGCUUGUCUGUUUCGUCACGCCUUGAAUUUGAAAAGCCACCUGCUUCGUUUGAUAAGAAUAGCAUAUUCUCUGUGCAGUUACGAGCUACGGCAUCGAAUGGAAUAAUCAUGUUUACAACAAAUAAUAAGCAUACUGAUCAUCUAGCUCUUUAUCUUGUCAAUGGCAUUGUUCAUUUUGCUUAUAAUUCAGGAUCAGGACAAGCCGUCCUGAAAUCAAACAGAAGUGUGAUGGAUGACGAAUGGCAUAGCAUAAGAGCGGAACGCGAAGGCGUUGCAGGAACGUUAUAUAUUGAUGAUGUGAUUGAGGCAAAUGGACAAUCACCACCUGGAACAGAUGCAGUUGAUACUCAUCCACCAAUUUAUAUUGGUGGACUUCCUUCAGAUCUUGUUCCGUUUGCUUCAAGAAUAUUACCGGGUGCCAAAUCAGUUUUCGGUGGUUGCCUUAGAGAUUUCAAAUUGAACGAAAUGAAAUUUGAUGUGCCACCAGCUGAAAUAGGUACUGUUGGAUCAUCUUUCAAUAUUGAGCUGGAAGUGCGUUCACGAACCAAAACCGGCGUUUUAUUAUCAGUUGGUGUACUCGAAUAUCUAACGCUUCAGUUCUUCAAUGGCACGGUCAAGUUCACAGUGGACAAUGGAGCAGGUCCGGAAAUAGUAUCACACAUACCUAGCUCAAGUAAUGCCCUUUGCGAUGGCCAUUGGCACCAUAUAAAGCUUUACAAAACGAAAAAUCUUAUGACUUUGACUGUUGAUGGGAGAAGUAAUUUGAGCAUCAUGAAGAAAGGCAAAAAGACAGAUACGAAUACGAAGGAUCCAUUAUAUUUGGGUGGUAUUCCAAAAGGUACCAGACCAAGAAGUCUCGAAACUUCAGAAGGAUUUCUGGGUUGUGUCCGGGUUUUAAAUUUGGGAACAAAGCCACGAAAACGGAAAAAUGUUGACUUGACGCGAGUGUCUUUAUUUGGCGAUGUUACGAGGAACUCUUGUCCUGUUAACUGA
Messenger RNA from Thelazia callipaeda (thelaziosis nematode), 1887 nucleotides. NCBI's taxonomy places the organism in Eukaryota, Metazoa, Nematoda, Chromadorea, Rhabditida, Thelaziidae. The record is from the annotation of a GenBank genome assembly.